Schizosaccharomyces cryophilus OY26 is the source of this 1511-nucleotide messenger RNA. Its product is annotated as cell wall organization protein. The record is from RefSeq and is a predicted model, not a curated record. The transcript has a single exon. Lineage: Eukaryota; Fungi; Ascomycota; Schizosaccharomycetes; Schizosaccharomycetales; Schizosaccharomycetaceae. Gene Ontology annotation, cellular component: intracellular membrane-bounded organelle. The coding region runs from base 365 to 790 and encodes 141 amino acids. Gene Ontology annotation, biological process: vesicle-mediated transport.
GCCUUGAAAAACCUCCUUUAGGGCAGUGCCUGUACAUUCACUCCUUACACUACAUAAAAGCAAAACAACUUUUCUUUUACCUUUCUUAGCUUGCAGCAUUCCAUUUGCAUACGUUUAUUUGUUUGUUUUUGCUUUCUCUUUUUAAGAAAAACGGUUAGUUUUUUCCUUUGGAUCCUUGUCUUCGUCGUGUUCUCGUUUGUGGUGUCGUUUCAGUCAGGGUUUGCCAUUCUUUUCUCUACGAUCCUCGUGCCCUACUCGUUUUCUUUUUCUGGUUGCAUUUUUCUUUCUUUCUUUGCUUUGCUUUUCUUUUCCUUUUCUCCUCCCUACUGUUCUUGUUGAAAUUCUGUUUCACAAACAUCUCUCCAUGGAACAACAAAACAGCAACACCUACAACUGGGCUUCUUAUGGCCGUUGGGUUAUUGUCAUCAUAUGUGUCGUCUUCCUGAUAUUCUUUCUAAUCUCCAUUGGCUAUGUAAACCGUCGAAGAAAUAGAAAUGGUUUAGCCACUCUUCCUUUUACCAAUUUUUAUCCCCUUUCAAUUCCUCCUCCCUAUUCUCCAAGGUUAAACCGUCAAUACAACACUCGGCCGUCAAAUGUAAGUACGACUCCUUUCAUGACGCAAACGUAUCAACCACCUACGACUCCUUUCAUGACUCAGACGUAUCAACCACCCCCUCUGUCUCCGGAUACUUCGUAUACCUCCCCUCCUCCCGAUGAUAUUCCUCCACCUGCUUAUCCAGAGGCCAUGGCCUCUGUCCAUCGACCAAAACACGAUAACGCUGUCCUUUGAAGAAGAUGAAAGGGAGCGAAUGGAAUCGCAUCUACAACAUAGCUUACAAUCAGUAACCAUAACUUGCAGUGAUUGAUUUCGGUAAACUAAUGGGAAUAAUUGUUGUUUUUAUUUAUUUGCUUCGUUCAGGCAUUUGUAUUUCUAGCAAACUUCGUUGGCUUACUAUGGGCAUUCCAGUUUUCUCGAUUUCUCAACUUUAUAUGAUUUCCUUCUCUUUUCACACCCUCUUUGACAUUUCUCUUUUACUACAUCUUUUUUCUUCUUCUUCAUUCCUUUCAUGUUGUUCCUUCUGUCGGUAUAAAAUGGUAGAUGAAUUCAUAAAAUGAUUUCGCUAUAGAAACCAUGCUAUGAUUUUGUCAAUGGUAAUUUAAUCCUUCAUAUAAUACUUUGGCCUACCCCUCUUGCUUUAGGUUUUUCUGUUUUUGAUUCUACAAGUGCUAAUAUACUUUCAAUAAUAUUGUUUAUACACUACAAGUAUGGAACAAUUAUCUGCAGUUGCUCAUUUUUAUAGCUAAACCCCUUUUUCUUUUUGAGCUUGAUUUUAUAUUGAAUUUUGUAUUUAUAUCAACUUAAUAACAUUAUCUAAACAACUUUGUCUAUCCUUUUAUGCUUUAAAACUUUCUUUUCUAGUACCUUUGUGUAUCGCCCCCACUUGGUCCUAAAGAAUUUGGAAGUGGAAUAGUCAUGGUGACUCACCAACCUCGACAGAACCACCAAAUUU